This is a messenger RNA of Dendroctonus ponderosae (mountain pine beetle), 964 nucleotides long. RefSeq names its product vesicle transport protein SEC20 (gene Sec20). The coding region runs from base 115 to 786 and encodes 223 amino acids. Gene Ontology annotation, molecular function: SNAP receptor activity. The record is from RefSeq and is a predicted model, not a curated record. The transcript is spliced from 4 exons. Lineage: Eukaryota; Metazoa; Arthropoda; Insecta; Coleoptera; Curculionidae. Gene Ontology annotation, cellular component: endoplasmic reticulum; SNARE complex. Gene Ontology annotation, biological process: retrograde vesicle-mediated transport, Golgi to endoplasmic reticulum.
CUAAUUCGAGCCUGUCUUUUGACAACUAGGCACUUAACCUCACAGCUGGUUUGUUUUGAUUGAAAAAUUAAUGUUCAAUGUUUUACGUUUAAAGUUACGUUUGCCCGAGGAAAAAUGCACUCAUUGCAGUUUUUGUUGAAAGAUGUGCGGCAGGGGAUAACAGAAAACCACUUGCAACUGAAGGCCAUAAUUCAGGACAUUGGUGCAUGUAAUGGGUCCCUGUCUGAGCUGCAGAAUCUAAACAGUGCAGGCCGCUCUAAAAUAGCCGUCCUCAGGAAAUUGAUCAACGAAUUCGGAGACACUGUGAAGGAACAUAAAGACUCUGUCCUCCUGAAGGAGGUAAUCUUGGAAAGAGAUCAACUAGCCAGCUCAAUGGACGCAUUUAAAAAAGCCAACCUAAAGUCCAUGUUGGCGAUAGAGAAAAGCUCAAAGGAGGAACUGAUGAAAAACAGCAAGGAAAACGAACUGAGGCAGCGCCACAAAAGGGGUAAGGAAAGCAUGGUUAAAAUGAGUUCGAAGGUAACAGAUCAGUUGCUGAAUAUCAGUAAGCAACUAGCCAGCACUACCCAACAGAGUGCAAAUACUUUGGAAACUCUGGCAACAUCAUCUCACACGGUGUUUGGAACUCAUGAGGAAUUAAAAAUGACAUCUGGUGUGAUUGGCCAGUCUGGAAAGCUUCUGGAUAAAUAUGGGCGCCGUGAACUAACAGACAAAUUCCUCAUGUUUUUUGCGUUUGCCUUUUUUCUAUCGUGUGUCGUUUAUAUUGUUCAAAAGCGGCUUUUUUGAAUCCAUCGUUGUUCAACGACAAUUUAAUCGAACACUCCUUUAGGAAAACUGCUGUGAUGUUGCAUUGAUGACAAUUUUAAAGGAACAGGCAAGAGAUUCAAAGGUAAGGGGGAACUAAAUUCAAACAAAGUCAUUGAUUAUGUAUGCAAUAAUUUAAAAAUAUAUUAGCUAGAAUGUA